UCAAAGUCCGUGAACGUGGACACUGGGAUUGAGGGACAAGACACGUGAAGGAGUUGGGGGGGCCUUUUACAUGACUGCACCAUACCUUCAUGAGACGAAGCAUAAAAAUUAUAGACUGCAGUGCGCCGCCAGUACAACAGAGGGCAUGCCAGUACUUCGUUACCUUUGCACUUCUGAGGUCACAGUGAUCAAAAAAGAAAAGAGCCUACAGCUGAGGAAAAUGGCGGACGUUGAGAUGGAUAUGGCAUCUAGAAGAAUGAAUAAUGGCAAUGAACACGUGAAGCAGGAUCUGGAAAAUCAGGAAAUAAGUGGAAAUGAGGACAGCGGCGAUGUGUCUGAGGAAGAAGAGGAGGAAGAGGAGGAAGCAGAAACUAAUUGCAAGAAGACAGAGGAAGGGUCCAGGCAUCACAGCAGCAGUGGUAAACACAAGAGGAAAAAACACAAGCACCGUAGUAAGCACAAAAAACACAAGCAUGCCUCUGACGAGGACAAGGACCGCAAACGUAAACAUCGCCACAAACACAGGAAACACAAACGCAAAGAGGGCUCCUCUCCCUCUGAAUCUGGCCUCUUUGGCUCCACCAGCCAUAAAAAGGUUGAAUCCUCUCCCUCCUCUGGAAAUCCAUGUCUGGACGACAGGGCCUUGCUGGAGGAUUUGGAGAAACAGAGGGCCAUGAUCAAAGCUGAGCUGGACAGCCAGUUGAUGGAGGGCAAGGUCCAGUCUGGCAUGGGGUUGAUCCUUCAGGGUUAUAACUCUGGAUCAGAAGAGGAUGGAGAAGCCAGAGUAAGAAAUGGAGAACAGCAUCAAAGGGGCAGCUCAGGUAAACCCAUUUCUCCCAGAGGAGGAAAAAGCAGGAAAUCUAGGCGGGAAUCAACAGAGGGCAGCAAGUCCAGCUCCAAGCGUCGUAGUCGGAGUAAGUCUGUGGACAGGCCUGCUAAGGAUUCUAAGCAGGACAAGGUGACCAAAAGCACCAAGGAUACAGGUGUGAAGGACAGAGGACGUGGCAGGAGCAGGUCAAAAGACAAAAAACAUUCAGACAGCACUGAUAGGUCCAAGGAGAGAAAGAAGUCCAACUCCCCUGUUAGUUUUAAAGCAGAGCAGAAAAGUGGCCGCACUGAUAAACGUUCCUCUCAACAUGGGGAGGACAGACCAAACCAGGAAAGAGUAACCCAGCGGUCCAGAUCACCUGGACGAGAGCGGAUAAGUCGCUCAGACAAUGAUCGGGACAAGCGGCCUGCCAAGUCUCCAUCCAAGGAUGCAUCAUCGGGGAAAGAGAACCACUCCCCUCAUAGACGAGGGCCUCACAGCCCUGGAAGGAAACGCAGUGCUUCCCCUCGCCACAAAGAUGCCCACCACCCUUUGGUUAAUGCCUCAGAUAGGAUAAAAAAGCAGAGCCACUCUCCAUCCAGAACAAGGUCCUCACCCCGGAGAGGCCGCAGCCGCUCACCAGAUGCUAGGAGGAGGGAUGCUGACAGGCAGGACUCGCCACCGAGGAAGCGCCUGCGGGCAGAUGCAGCGCCAGGCAGAGAGAGAUCACGAGACAACAGUCCCAAGUCAUCGUCCCGUCGUAGGAUGAGUCGCUCACCACUGAGACGCUCCCGCUCUGCCCCUCGCAGACGAAGCAGGUCUCCACUACACCACAGGUCUGGGGAGAGAGACAGGUAUGGCAGGCUCAGACAGUACAGGCGCUCAAAUUCCCGUGAUCGGGAGAGGAGAAGGCGCAGUAGAGAUGAGGACAAGUUCAAGGGCAGCCUUUCAGAGGGUAUGAAAGUUGACCAGGAAUCUUCAGAAGAAGAAGUGGUGGAGGACUUUGAUAGUGAGGAGAUAGAUGAAGAAGCUCUCAUUGAACAGCGCCGCCAGCAACGUAUGGCCAUUGUCCAGAAAUAUAAGGUUGUGAAUGAGGAUACCAACAUGAUAUCGGAGCCCAACAGCCCUCAGAGCAGCACACGCAGCCGCUCCCCCUCACCUGACGACAUCUUGGAGCGAGUAGCCGCAGACGUGAAGGAAUAUGAACGCGAGAACCUCAACACCUUCGAGGCCAACAUCAAAGCCAAGCACAACCUCAUCGCCCAGGAGAGAGAUGGAACCAACCCAAAGAAGCCUUCAGCGCCUGACAUGUUCACAGAAUCGGAUGACAUGUUUGCUGCUGACUUUAGUGCCAGGAUGAGAGCAGCAGGUGUAGGAAAAGACUUUAAGGAGAACCCCAACCUCAGGGACAACUGGACUGAUGCUGAGGGUUACUACCGGGUAAACAUUGGAGAGACACUGGACAAGCGUUAUGAUGUGUAUGGCUACACUGGCCAGGGUGUGUUCAGCAAUGUGAUUAGAGCCAGGGACACUGCCAGGGCUGGCCAGGAGGUGGCAGUCAAGAUCAUCCGAAACAACGAGCUCAUGCAGAAAACUGGUUUGAAGGAGCUGGAAUUUCUCAAGAAGCUAAACGACGCUGAUCCUGAUGAUAAGUUCCACUGCCUUCGUCUUUUCAGGCACUUUUACCACAAGCAGCAUCUUUGUCUGGUAUUUGAGCCCCUCAGUAUGAAUUUGCGAGAGGUGCUGAAGAAAUACGGUAAAGAUGUCGGGCUCCACAUCAAGGCUGUGCGUUCCUACAGCCAGCAACUGUUCUUGGCCCUCAAGCUGCUCAAACGAUGCAACAUCCUCCAUGCUGAUAUCAAGCCAGAUAAUAUCUUGGUGAAUGAGUCAAAGACUAUUUUGAAGCUGUGUGACUUUGGUUCGGCAUCUCACGUUGCUGACAAUGACAUCACACCAUACCUGGUCAGCAGAUUUUACAGAGCUCCAGAAAUCAUCAUAGGAAAGCCGUAUGACUAUGGAAUUGACAUGUGGUCUGUCGGCUGCACUUUAUACGAGCUGUACACUGGAAAAAUCCUGUUUCCUGGAUCUUCCAACAAUCACAUGCUCAAACUAGCUAUGGACCUCAAGGGCAAGAUGCCCAACAAGAUGAUCCGCAAAGGCUUGUUCAAAGACCAGCACUUUGAUCAGAAUCUAAACUUCUUAUAUAUUGAAGUAGACAAAGUGACAGAGAGGGAAAAGGUGACAGUGAUGAGCACCAUCAACCCCACCAAAGACCUGCUGGCGGACAUGAUAGGAGGCCAACGACUGCCUGAGGACCAGAGGAAGAAGGUGAUGCAGCUGAAGGACCUGCUGGAUGGCACCCUGAUGCUAGACCCAGCCAAACGCAUCAGCAUCAACCAGGCUCUGCAGCACCCCUUUAUCCAGGAAAAGAUCUGACACCCUUAAUGCCACACACUCACAGAGCAGAGAACCAAUCACUAAAACCAGCUCAGACUGGUACUCUGCAGCGAGGCAGCCAACACAUGAUGUUGUGGA
Messenger RNA from Monopterus albus (swamp eel), 3343 nucleotides. RefSeq names its product pre-mRNA processing factor 4Bb (gene prpf4bb). The transcript is spliced from 17 exons. Gene Ontology annotation, molecular function: ATP binding; protein serine/threonine kinase activity. The record is from RefSeq and is a predicted model, not a curated record. Bases 71 to 3244 code for a protein of 1057 amino acids. Gene Ontology annotation, biological process: peptidyl-serine phosphorylation; peptidyl-threonine phosphorylation; mRNA cis splicing, via spliceosome. Lineage: Eukaryota; Metazoa; Chordata; Actinopteri; Synbranchiformes; Synbranchidae.